Gongylonema pulchrum is the source of this 450-nucleotide messenger RNA. The record is from the annotation of a GenBank genome assembly. Lineage: Eukaryota; Metazoa; Nematoda; Chromadorea; Rhabditida; Gongylonematidae.
AUGGAUGCAUCUCCGUCAACAGACGAUUCGAGCGUGAAUUUGGAGGCAACAGUAAACGCUUGUAAUCCGGCGGAAGAGGUUGCUCCGGCGAUUCUGAGCAGCAGUGGGACCUGGUUACGUUUGUCGAUGCCCUAUUUCCCGAAGAAGAGCAACGUGUGGCGCUAUUUUGACCUGUACGAAUCGGACGGUUACAGCCGAGCCGAUACGGAACGUGUGGUGAAGUGUCGGCUGCUGACCUGCCUACGCAAGGAGCUACGUCUGGAUGCGCAAUCGUCCACCAAAGGCAUGUGGGAGCAUAUCCGCAACAAGCAUCCCGAGAUCAAAUGUGACAACGGCUCCACGGCACCACAGGACGAAUGUACGUUGCUACUGCUUCUCCGAUUUGAUUCGGCGAAUCGGCUACGGGCACGCAUUGUGUUUAUAAGCUGUUACGAUAGCCCAAAUACAUAG